Caenorhabditis angaria is the source of this 1324-nucleotide messenger RNA. NCBI's taxonomy places the organism in Eukaryota, Metazoa, Nematoda, Chromadorea, Rhabditida, Rhabditidae. The record is from the annotation of a GenBank genome assembly.
AUGUACUUCUUCCUUCUAAUUUUCAUUUUUGCACUCGGUCAAGGUAUUCAUUUUUUGUGUUUGGAACGUUAAAAAUGGAGUUUUCAAUUCAGGAGAUUUGCCUUGUCCUCAAAAUUGGAUUCAUGUUGCUCAAUUGGAUGUUUGCUAUUUAUCAGCUUCGCAUCCAGCUCAAUGGGAAUUUGCUGAACAAUAUUGCAAUGAACGAGAAAGUCAUAUGGUUUCAAUCGAUAAUCAGGAACAGGCGGAUGUUGUCAAAGGUAACUUUGAAUCUUUCAGAAUCUAGAACACAAAGUACACGUCAAACUUUUUGUCCAGGAAUUUUUGGUCGGGAAAAUCCGGAUUUUCUAAAUUGGAUUGGACUUCGAUGGAAUGAAACUGCUGGAAAUUUCACAUGGUCCAAUGGAAAACCAAUGACAUAUUCUGAAUUUCUCCCAAAUUCUGAUAAUGAAGAAUGUGUCAGUUUAGCUCUUGAUGAAAAUUUGUAUGGUUGGAAGUCGAUUUCGUGUUAUUACUCGCAAUUUUUUAUGUGUCAAAAACCGGCCGAAGGAAUUCGAACAAUUUGGCAUAUUGGAGAAACAUCGGGAACAAUUUCGAUGAAAAAUUAUUCGAAUUUGGAAUCGAUUACUCAUAUUAUAAAAGCUCCAGAAAAUUCAAGAGUUUUGCUAAAGUUUUUGGAUUUUGAUACCGAAAAAAGUCGAGAUUAUGUGACGAUUUCUGAUCUGAAAACAGCAUUCCGGAUUUCUCUACUUUCCGGCGAACUUGAACCUGGUUUUGAGGUUUUGGCAAAGUAUAACGAAGUUGUAAUCAAUUUCAAAAGUGAUGAAGAUGAAAAUGAUCAUCGAGGAUUUGAAUUGAAUUAUGAUGUAAUGUGAGUUUGAAUCCUGAAUAAUUAGAAAAGAUAAAAUGUCAUCGGACAGAUCUCCUCUUCCGACAAUCACAUUCAAUAACAAAAUUGGAAUUGUUAGUCCACCAGAAACUGAAAAUCCAUAUAUUCUUCAAAAAUAUUUGAUAACUUGUGAACCUGAACAUCAUGCGAUCAUAAAAAUAUUGGAUUUUGAAUUGAAUAUGAAUGAUCGGUUGAAGUUUUUCGAUGGUGAAACUGAUGAUAAACGUGGAAAACUGGCGACGUAUGUUUUUCACUUAUUGUUAGAAAUUAACAAAAUAAAACAUAUUCAGACUUCGAAAUGGUAGUGAUAAAACACCGUUGAAAUCAAUCGGUCAUGUUCUUCUCAUUGCAUUCGAAAGUUCACAGAAUGCCGGAAAUUGGAAAUUGAGCUAUGAAUGUGUGUAUAAUGGGAAUCUUGGAGAUGAAAUUGAAAUUUGA